Messenger RNA from Solanum verrucosum, 1069 nucleotides. RefSeq names its product protein trichome birefringence-like 42. The record is from RefSeq and is a predicted model, not a curated record. Gene Ontology annotation, molecular function: O-acetyltransferase activity. Gene Ontology annotation, cellular component: Golgi apparatus. Bases 1 to 1059 code for a protein of 352 amino acids. The transcript is spliced from 5 exons. Lineage: Eukaryota; Viridiplantae; Streptophyta; Magnoliopsida; Solanales; Solanaceae.
AUGUCUACUAAAAAGAAUACCAAAAUUUACCUUUUUGUUGUUUUUUUGCAUCUAUUAAUAGUACUAUCUUAUGAAGAACAACAAUUGAACAGUUGUAAUGUUUUUGAAGGAAGUUGGAUUUUUGAUGAAUCUUAUCCAAUUUAUGAUUCUUUGAAGUGUCCAUUUAUAAACCAAGGUCUAAAUUGCAUAAAAAAUAGAAGAAAAGAUAAAUUUUAUCUCAAAUAUAGAUGGCAGCCUACUGAUUGUGACCUCCCAAAGUUCAAUGGUGAAAAUCUUCUGAAAAACUUCAGAGGCAAAAACUUCAUGUUUGUGGGAGAUUCUUUGAGCAGUAACCAGUGGCAAUCACUAGCAUGUAUGCUUCAUGCUGCAGUUCCAAAUUCUAAUUACACAUUUGACAGCACAAAGGAACGUUCCGUUCUCUCAUUCCCGGAGUUUAAGUUCACAGUCACAUUCUUGAAAGACGGAUUUCUCGUUGACUUAGUGGUUGAGAAAGUAGGACGAGUUCUCAAGCUUGACACUCUCAGCCAGACUGAGCUGUGGAAAGGAGUUGAUGUCUUGAUCUUUAAUAGCUACCAUUGGUGGAUACAUACUGGACGCCAACAAACGUGGGACUAUUUUCAAGUUGGUGACAAACUCUACAAGGAGAUGGACCAUAUGGCAGCAUACAAGAUUGCUUUAACUACUUGGGCUAAAUGGAUCGAUUCCAACAUUAAUCCUGCUGUGACUAAAGUGUUCUUCCAAGGAAUUUCUGCUGUUCAUGCUCGUGGCAAAGAUUGGAAUGAACCACAGGUGAAGGACUGCAGCGGACAAACAAAGCCAAUAGAGGGAUCAACUUAUCCUGGUGAAAGAUAUAGAGGAGAGGCAGUGGUGAAAAGUGUCCUAAGUAACAUGACAAAGCCUGUCAAUUUACUUGAUAUUACACUGCUUACACAACUACGAAAAGACGGACACCCCUCGAGAGUUGCUAGUGGCGGGUUGAACGACUGCAGCCACUGGUGUGUAGCUGGUGUUCCAGAUGCUUGGAAUGAACUAUUGUACACAAUCUUGCUCCAGAAAUGAUUUUUGAAGC